AUGCCUUCCCUCGCAUCAGCUACCGUCAAGCCAACUAAUGAGGACGGCAGGUAUGACAAUGUGGACAUCGGGACCAUGGUCAAAUGUGGCGUCUGCAAUGUCAACAGAUUCGUCGGCCGAUAUUCUAACAAUCAGAGACAGAGAUACCAAGAGGCAGUGUUCCGAGAGCAACAUGGCGGUCCGCGAGCCCCUCGUCCAACAUGCCUGCAGUGCACACCUGGAAAUGUGCAGGAAAUGAAGUGUACAGGCUGUGGAAUCAUCAAAACUCUCGAUGCAUUCUCCAAGGCUCAGCGAAAGAAGCCAGACCAUGCGAAAUGCAUCGGCUGUCAACAGGAGAUUUUGGAUCGGGUCCCCAAUCUAGCGGAUGCUGUUGAGGAGGAAGUGAUCAGGGAAGAAUACACAACUCGUCGUGCCGAAGCUUUUGCUGGAAUGUCAAACAUGGGCUCCACACUUCCGAGCGUCAGCGGCUCUGCGUCUCAAGCACCCUCUACUACCGCCAGCGGCGGCAUUCUUCUGGCUGGGAGCGCCCAGCCAUGGGGGGCCAACCCUGCACCUGCUCUGCUUUCUGCCACUGGCAGCAUUUCCGACACCGAGGAAUCCGUGGUAGCACGUACAGCUCCUCGCGCGGCCUCGACAUACUCGAGCAACAAUUACGCGCGGGGCGGCUUCGCCAGGCAAGGGGCAUACAGAGCGCCUACAGAGGCGAGGGUGUUGAAUCAGAUCCAUCGGGAGGAGAUGCAGCAGCAACAAUUCCAAGCCGGCAGCCGCAGAGAGGAUUCCGAUGAUGAGAGCGACUUCGAAUAUUGA
Molecule: messenger RNA, 807 nt
Organism: Capronia coronata CBS 617.96
Lineage: Eukaryota; Fungi; Ascomycota; Eurotiomycetes; Chaetothyriales; Herpotrichiellaceae
Exons: 3
Coding region: 1-807 (268 amino acids)
Source: RefSeq, a predicted model, not a curated record